AUGCUAGUGCGGUGGCUUCAAGCGCCUUCCAUUCGCCUUUUGCCCAUGUCCAGCGACGACGCGUUCUGCAAGUACACGUACAAGCCGUGCACGAACCAGCGUGUUAUGAAGCGCAACGGAGCGCUCCACCUCCUCUGCGCCUUCCACCGGGACCGUGCCAAUGCGAUCCAAAAGAUCCAUGCCGCCAACAAAAAAAUGCGCCAAGCGCUUGCGACGAUGGAACCGAGCGACUUUACCGGCCCCGACGACGGCUUUGACUUGGCGUCGGUCGUCGACGAAGACGAACUCCAAUACCUCUGCGAGCUACUCCUGAGCGGCGAGAGCGACGACGAAUAG
Molecule: messenger RNA, 336 nt
Organism: Saprolegnia parasitica CBS 223.65
Lineage: Eukaryota; Oomycota; Saprolegniomycetes; Saprolegniales; Saprolegniaceae
Exons: 1
Coding region: 1-336 (111 amino acids)
Source: RefSeq, a predicted model, not a curated record